CAGUGCAGACAGAGCUGGAGCCUACUUAGCUCUGACAGAGUAGAGUACUGAGGGGUGUAGCAAGAUGGCAAUGGUGGACGCGGAGGCUCCCUUCCUUACGGAAGACGCGGUCGAUGAGCCACCGCUUGCCGGCGUCUCCGACUUCCGUGGCCGCCCCGUCUACAGCAGCACCUCCGGCGGGUGGCGCUCCGCCCUCUUCGUCGCCGUGAUGGAGGUCGCCAGCGCUUUCGCCUACUACGGCGUGUCGGCGAACCUGAUCACCUACAUGACGGGGCCACUGGGCCACUCCAACGCCGCCGCCGCUGCCGCCGUGAAUGUCUGGUCGGGAACGGCCACCCUGAUGCCGCUGCUGGGCGCCUUCGUCGCCGACUCGUGGCUGGGGCGCUACCGAUCCAUCAUCCUCGCCGGCACUCUCUACGUCCUGGGGUAUGCCAUGAUCACUCUAGCAUCUGUGCUCACGGCACAACAUCCAUCGUUGUCGGGCGACACCUCUUCCCAUCCUUUGUCGCUGCGGGUGGUGUUCUUCUACACCUCCCUGUACCUCAUCGCCAUCGCGCAGGGCGCAGACAAUCCAAAUGCAUUGGCCUUUGCCGCUGACCAGUUCGAUUCCAACCACCCCAGGGAAUGCGCCGCCCGCAGCUCCUUGUUCAACUGGUGGUACUUCUCACUGGCUGUAGGUAUCACUAUUUCUGUUGGUGUAGUCGGCUACAUACAGGAGAACCUUGGCUGGGGAAUUGGGUUUGGCAUGCUCUGCGCCAUCAUGCUCGGUGCCUUAGUUGUCUUCUUCCUUGGCACCCCUACAUACCGCCUCUAUGCACCCACUCCCGGUGCUGAGAACCCCUUUGCCCUCCUUGCUCGUAGCCUUGCCGCGCUAGCCCAACAUGACAAUGCCACUUCGAGCUCAUUGCUUGGUUACAAAAAAGAAUACCAGGUAGAACAAAAAGAGGAUGCGGUAAAAAAGGAGGAGGCGCGUGGCGUGGUACGGUUGCUGUCAAUCUGGGCGGCGUGCCUGGCAUAUGGUGUGGUGUUUGCGCAGUUCAUGACACUCUUUAACAAGCAGGCCCGCACCCUGGACCGCCGCAUCUUUGGCAGUCUGGAGUUACCGCCGGCGGCGCUUCAGAUGUUAGGGCCUGCAACAACUCUGUUGUUCGUCCCCAUAUAUGAUUGUGUGCUGGUGCCGAUGCUGAGGCGCGCGACAGGCACCCCGUCGGGUCUGACGCUACUACAACGUGUUGGCACGGGCAUGACAUUGACCCUGGCUACGAUGUUGGUGGCGGCAUUGGUGGAAACACGACGCCUUGAGACAGCACGCGAGCAUGAGCUGGUGGACAAUGCUGACGCAACAGUGCCAAUGUGCUGGGCAUGGUUGGUGCCACAAUAUGUUUUGAUCGGGGUGGCAGGCGUGUUCGCGGAAGUCGGGAUGCAGGAAUUCUUCUACGACCAGAUGCCCAGUGAGCUACGCAGCUUGGGCAUGGCACUCUACUAUAGCGUGAUCGGCAUGGGCAACUUCAUCAGUGGCGCUCUCAUCUCCCUGAUCGACCGCAUCACCAGCAGCGGUGGUGGCGACAGCUGGUUCGCGGACAAUCUCAACCGUGCUCACCUCGACUACUUCUACUGGCUGCUUGCCGGCCUCAGCGCCACUGAGCUGGCGCUCUUCCUCCGGUGCGCAAGCACCUACGUCUACAGCUACAAGAGGCUCCGCUGAAGCAAGGACCUACCAUGUACUACAAAAUGCAGAGCUCCUGCCAUUCCCUUACAAAAAUGUUGUUGUAUACUGAAAUUUGGGACGAUAAAUUAUGAAUGCGUGUCUACAAAUCCA
This is a messenger RNA of Triticum aestivum (bread wheat), 1819 nucleotides long. RefSeq names its product protein NRT1/ PTR FAMILY 5.10. The record is from RefSeq and is a predicted model, not a curated record. The coding region runs from base 65 to 1705 and encodes 546 amino acids. Gene Ontology annotation, cellular component: membrane. Gene Ontology annotation, molecular function: transmembrane transporter activity. The transcript is spliced from 3 exons. NCBI's taxonomy places the organism in Eukaryota, Viridiplantae, Streptophyta, Magnoliopsida, Poales, Poaceae. Gene Ontology annotation, biological process: transmembrane transport.